Messenger RNA from Oncorhynchus tshawytscha (Chinook salmon), 3870 nucleotides. RefSeq names its product probable carboxypeptidase X1. The coding region runs from base 41 to 2302 and encodes 753 amino acids. NCBI's taxonomy places the organism in Eukaryota, Metazoa, Chordata, Actinopteri, Salmoniformes, Salmonidae. The record is from RefSeq and is a predicted model, not a curated record. Gene Ontology annotation, biological process: proteolysis. Gene Ontology annotation, molecular function: zinc ion binding; metallocarboxypeptidase activity. The transcript is spliced from 13 exons.
GUUUAAGUGGACAGCUCUAUGUUUCAAGCACAGAAAGAGAAUGGCCAAGAUAUUGUGCAUUUUGUCUGCAAUAGUUUUUGUCGUGAAAACUGACGAUGUCAGCGAAUUUAAUGCAACUAUCCCAGCCGUUAACAUGACAUUGAACUCUACUGUUAACAGAACGAUAGCUUUUAAGACGCCUGUGUUCUCAUUAUUCUCCACCACCACCACAGCCAAUAAACCAGUUUUGGGAAAGAAAAAUAUGCGAAAGAAAAAUGCAGAUGACAAGCGCAUCGAUCAAGACGAGGAUGGAAAACAUGAAACCAAGAAUGGCACAGCAGACGCAAAGAAAGAACCGGACUGUCCCCCGCUGGGUCUGAAGUCACUGAGGGUUGAUGACAGCCAGUUCCAGGCUUCAUCCUACCUGCGGAUGGGACUUGGCCCUCACAGGGCAAGACUCAAUAUACAGUCAGGUAUCGAGGACGGAGACAUGUAUGAUGGCGCGUGGUGUGCUAAGUAUGAGGACCAGCACCAGUGGCUGCAGGUGGAUGCUCUGCGCCCCACGCUGUUCACAGGAGUCAUCCUGCAGGGACGCAACUCCAUCUGGAGCUGGGACUGGGUUGAAACCUACAAAGUGCAGCUGAGUAACGACUCCGAGACCUGGAAGACCUGCAUGAACGGAACAGAGGAGGCGGUGUUUGUUGGAUCCCGAAAUGAACCUGAGACACCCUAUCUGGCCCUCUUCCCUCAGCCCGCGGUGGCUCGUUGGAUCCGCAUCAACCCCCAGACCUGGUACUGGAACGGGACAAUCUGUCUCAGAGCAGAGGUACUGGGAUGCCCCCUCCCAGAUCCGGACAACGUUUGGCAACACUUCUCUGAAAAACUGUCUGGCUCUAAAGAUAACCUGGACUUCAGACACCACAACUACAAGGAGAUGAGGAAGCUGAUGAAGGCUGUGAAUGAAGAAUGCCCUCGUAUCACUCGUAUCUACACCAUUGGGAAGAGCUACACCGGACUGAAGCUGUACGUCAUGGAGAUCUCUGAUAACCCCGGAAAACAUGAACUAGGUGAGCCAGAGUUCCGCUAUGUGGCAGGUAUGCAUGGCAACGAGGUGGUUGGCAGAGAGCUGGUGCUGAACCUCAUGCAGUACAUCUGUCGGGAGUUUAGACGAGGCAACCCACGCAUCGUCCGUCUGGUGACCACCACACGUAUCCACCUACUGCCGUCUAUGAACCCUGAUGGAUAUGAAACAGCCUUUGAAAAGGGGUCAGAGCUGGCAGGUUGGGCUCUGGGGCGCUACAGCUACGAGUGGGUCGAUAUGAACCACAACUUCCCCGACCUGAACAAUAUCAUGUGGGACGCCAAGGAGAAUGACACAGACAUGGUUAAAACAGCCAACCACUACAUCCCCAUACCAGAGUACUACACUAAAGAGGAUGCCUUCGUGACCCCAGAGACACGUGCGGUCAUCAGCUGGAUGCAGGACAUCCCCUUUGUCCUGAGUGCCAACCUCCACGGGGGAGAACUGGUGGUUACCUACCCCUUCGACUGCACCCGGGACUGGGCCCCUCAGGAAAACACCCCUACAGCCGACGAUAGUUUCUUCCGCUGGCUGGCCACGGUCUACGCCUCCACCAACCUGGUCAUGGCCAACCCUGAUAGGAGGAUCUGCCACUCUGAAGACUUCCAACAGCACAACAACAUCAUUAACGGAGGAGCCUGGCACACUGUCCCUGGGAGUAUGAAUGACUUCAGCUACAUGCACACUAACUGCUUCGAGGUGACGGUGGAGCUGUCGUGUGACAAGUUUCCUCAUGCCAGCGAGCUUCCUACAGAGUGGGAGAACAACAAGGAGUCUCUGCUUGUCUACAUGGAGCAGGUUCACAGAGGCAUCAAGGGAGUGGUGAGAGACAAGAUGACGAAGAAAGGCAUUGCAGACGCCAUUGUGAAAGUGGAAGACCUGGACCACGACAUACGAUCAGCGGCUGAUGGGGACUACUGGCGUCUGUUGAACCCCGGGGAAUACAAAGUGACAGUGUGGGCGGAGGGAUACUUUCCCUCCAUGAGGCGAUGCAACGUCGGGACCGAAGCACGCCCCACCAUCUGUGACUUCAUCUUGAUCAAGACUCCACGGCAGAGGAUGAACGAGAUCCUAGCUAAAGGGGGGAGGUUACCCCAGGAUCUACAACUGAAGCUGAGAGCACUGAGGCUCCGGAAACUAAGAGCCUCCACCAAGGCCAUCAAUCAGCGGAGGAAGCACAGCCGCAAGGCCAGGGGAACACGGUUCGCUAGGGCACCACGCCCUCUCACACCCCUGGCCUGAGAGACAGCGUCUCUAAUGACACCCUAUUCCCCACAUGGCUCUGGUCAAAAGAAGUGCACUAUAAAGGGAAUAGGGUGCCAUAGGGCUCUCUGGUCUAAAGUAGUUCACUAUAUAGGGAAUAGGGUUCCAUAGGGCUCUGGUCUAAAGUAGUGCACUAUAUAGAGAAUAGGGUGCCAUUUGGGACUCAACUUGAGGCUUUGAAACGACCGGGGUGUUUAAGAUGGACUACAUUGUAGUCAGCGACUACAGACAGACUGAAAUACAAAACGUCAAUGAGAAGUAAUUUUUAGAAAGGUGAUUUGUAAAUCCGACUGCAAUGUAGUCGAUCUGAAACAAGACACAGCGGCUUCAACACAAGUCUGUAUUCCCAGUGAAUGUUAUGAUUUCAGAUUUGAAUAGCAGAGUAGUACAGGGAGAUUUAAUGUGCUCUAACUAGCUUGUUGGGACAGUGGUCAACAUGGUCAGUUGUUUGUUAAAAAAAGGUAGAGAGAUAAUGUAGUUGAUGAGGCUGUAUCUUUAUAUUGGUAGGAAUAUUUCAUACCUUCUAACUAGUUGUUUGGCUUGUUGGGAAAGUGGUCAACAGUAGCUAGGUUUCCAUCCAAUUGGCGACAGAUUUUCAUAUGCAAAUAUAUAUAUUUUAAAUCUGCAUAAAGAAAAUCUGCAUAUUUUCCCACCAGUGGUGUUUCCACCAAACUGGAUUGGUUGCGGAUAAAACAUCAGUCCGUGAUAACGUAGUGCGCACAAAUAGUACGUUUUCACUUAAAGGUUUUCACGUUACCGAAUUAAAAAUCAAAAGUUCAAUGUUUUUUCCAUCGCAUUUUCAACUCGUGUCGAUAGUUUGUUGCUCUGAAUAGCACACGUACGUACUCUAGCCAACAGCUCGGGUAAAGCCAUCUACAUGAUCAGAUUAUUAUGGAUCAGAGAGAAGAUAUGUUUGUUGUUGUCGACCCGGCAGUCAAGCAUCGAUCAUCAUGUCACCAGACUAAGGAACGUCCAGCUCACAGCAUCCAUUCACCACCCUGUGUUGUUCAUCAUAAAUCAGUUCAUCUGUAGCCUAAUAAACUACAUGGUUUCCCCGAGUCGUAGUGAGAGGACCACACGUCAAUAUCAUCUCGUGACUCCCAACUUUUCUUUGAUACGGUUCGAUAGAAAUUAUAUCAAUAUUUGCGCAUAAAAUACGCCAUUUCUCGCAUAAUUUAAAUUUUCCCGACAAAAAAAAAAGAAGAUGUUUGUACUGAAACGACCUGUUUCCAUCACAGUUUCAAUUUGUCCAUUUUUUGUUUUAAUACGGUAUGACUUUACUGAAAUAGACACUGUGAAUGGAAACGUGGUUAAUGACAAUAGGAGUCUGCAAGACGGCACAAAUAGAUCUGGGACCAGGCGUGUGAAUAUUCAGUUUAGUUUAUCCUCGCCACUGGUCUUUAGUACAGCUGUUUUUACACUAACUAUGAACAAUAUAGAAGAAGACCUUUUAUGAUGACGAGGGGAGGCCACGGCAGUAUCAGCUGGUCUGAUACGUUGUAUAUCAUUGUGUGUUUUGACUAUUUCAUUAAAGGACAAUUUGGGUA